AUGGCAACGAGCGACAGGAAACAAGAAUUGAAAAUUGAUGUCACGAGUGACAAUAUUUGUCCUUGGUGUUACGUUGGCAAACGUCGUUUGGAGAAAGCACUGUCUCAAAUUGACUCGUCACGUGUUAAUGUUUCAGUAUCAUGGCAUGCUUAUGAAUUAGAUCAUGGUUUACCUCGCGAUGGUUCACUUCUCAAAAUGGAUCGUUAUAAACAAAAGUUUGGUGAAGCACGUAUUAAACAAAUGUUACCAACAAUGAUGGAAACAGGUAAACAAGAAGGAAUUCAAUUUUCAUUUGGUGGAAAAAUUGGCUCAACAUUUGAUUCACAUCGUCUUCUUUAUUAUGUUAAACAACAAGAGAAUGGUGAACAGAAACAGAAUGCUUUGAUCAAUGUUUUAUUUCGUGCUUAUUUCGAACAAGAACAAGAUCUAGCUGAUCAUCAAGUUUUAAUCAAAGCAGCGGAAGAAAUUGGACAAGAUGGAAAUCAAGUGAAACAGUUUCUUCAAUCGGAUCAAUAUAAAAAAGAAAUUCAAGAUGAAAUCAAUCACAGUCAACAAGAGGGAAUUUCCGGUGUUCCACAUUUCGUUAUCAAUGACAAAGUUGAACUGAGUGGUGCACAAGAUCCUCAGCAAUUUCUUCAAGCUUUUCGAAAAGCUGGCAUUACUUUUUAA
Messenger RNA from Adineta ricciae, 669 nucleotides. The record is from the annotation of a GenBank genome assembly. NCBI's taxonomy places the organism in Eukaryota, Metazoa, Rotifera, Eurotatoria, Adinetida, Adinetidae.